UCUAAUCGUGAUAGUGCAUCCUCUUCAUUCUAUAUACUUCUUGGAGAUGUACAACACCUUGAUGGACACAUAAGAUGGCUAAACAAAUCAUGAAAAAAACUUCUGUGUACUUCGAAACUUGAAUAUUUAAAUACCAAAUAAUAGUUAUUUUUGGUACUCAUUAGUAUGCAUUAUAUGAAAAAGUCACUAAGGGGGAUGAAAGAUUGAGCAGUUGUCUACUCGGCAUGAAUGAUCUUUUUAAUGGAAUAAACUUCAUUCCAUAAUGGUAGUUUUGCUACAAAUUUAACUAUCCUAAAAACAAACUGUAAUUUAUUUACUUCAUGAUAUUUAUGUGACUUACAGACUUAGUAUGCAACUUCUUUUUGUUUUGUGAUUCUAUGACAUUAAUCUUUAUACUUUGUAUACACUUUUUUUCUAUAUUGUUGUUCUAUGACAUCAAUUUUCAUACUCUAUAUGUUUUCAUCUAUCGUCUUUUUCUAAUUUGAUUGAUCUUCAAGCAAGUGAUCUCAACCACCCAACCAUGAUAAGUCUCACCCGAAAGGUUGCUAUAAUUCAAAACGCAUCAUGGCUCUAAGUUGUUCACUUUGAUGUUAUAAUUUUUAGGCAAAAUACUUACUUCUGUUGGCAUAAAAAUAUCACUUUUUACAAAUCAUUUUAAUUUUUUUAUAGCUUUUGACUUUUGUUUAAAAAUGCAGACAAGAGUGUACGUGCAUAGAGAUCGUGACAUGUGCUUAAUAACUCUAUUACGGAGUAGAAUGUAAUAUUUGUUCAUACAAUCUCAACGUAAGUGUAGUGGUUGUAUACUAGCUGAAGUUUUUAGUGGAGAGCUCUUAUUCCUUGGCAACAAUAUAAUUCAUCAGCUGGAUUUAAUAACAAACCUUUUUGGGGAACCUUUAAUGGAUACUAUUCAGGAGGACGCAGCUCUCCCUCCCCAUCUACAACUUAGUUCCGCAACCGCUUUUUAAUAUUAGUACUGAUUAUUGUAAUUGUUGGUUCACAUGAGGAAUGACAUGGUAGAAAAAUCCUUCAAUAAUAUGCAAAAUAAACAGCCUUUGUCUUUUUACUCAUAAAUUUUUUAAUUAUGAUCCCCUUCUUAAAUACAUUACAAUUCUACUACAACCCCUCUUAAGAAACAAUAUAAUUCAAAAGACUAGCAAACUACAGGGUACCUUGCAAGUGAAACUAUGGACAACCUAAUGAAGUUCCUAGCGCAAAGUCUGCCAAGAACCUUGCAAUCACAAUAGAGGAUAUACCCAGGUAUCCUCACUCUUUAUCAUUCCUGCCAUAUUUACAUUGCUUUCGUUCUCUUUUGUUUUUAAUGCAUACAAUUAUGAUCCUGUAGCAACAAAGCUAAGAUAAGUCUUGGCCCAAAUAUUGCCAUGUGAGACUGGAAAUAUGGUCACGAAUGCAGGGUGCAAAAAUAGCACGAAAGAUCCGAUGCAAAAUUGAAAAUCACAAGCUAUCUAAUUCCUCUUCACACAUGAAACAUCAGAUACUUCACUGUGGAAGUGGGGACUCCUUGAUUUAGCAUAUCAAGGAUGCAUUAGUGAUGGGCAAAUAGAGGGGGAGAGUACUUUAUAGAGAAAAGCUUUUUUUGUUACUCGGACACUAUUUGCUUAUUACUCCGUAUAUCUCAGUUAUGGGGAUUACAUGUUAAUAAAAUUGAAAUUCAAGAUUCUUAUUGUUUCAUUCUUCUUUUCUUGAUUCGUUCCCUAUAUAACUAUAUCAUCCUUCAUAAUAAUUUGAAAUGAGGCAAGAAGAGACAGCAAACAAUAAAUAAACAAGCAUCCAAGGGAAUGCUUGCAGUUGCCUGAGAGGCUGAGAAAUUGAGCAAUGGCGUCCUUCUCACCAUCCCUCACCAUCUCAAGAACCCCACUCUUCUUCAGAAUUUCGAAAGCCAAACCCCCACGUCGCCUCUCAGUUUCCGGAUAUGGGCUCCCCAAUUCCUCCAUUCCAUCAACUUCUGCCCUUAAUCCAAAUCAAACCCAAACUUCUCCAGAGGCACAAGCCAUUCAAACAUCUGAAGUUACCCAUCUCACCUGCUAUGAGGCCAUUGAGAGGCUAAGAGCAAGCAGAGAGAGGUACCCAAAGAAGCAGAGCUAUGUGGCAAUGUACUCUAGCAUUUUUGGAGGAAUUGUGACUGAUACAGCAGCUAUGGUCAUCCCUAUGGACGAUCACAUGGUGCAUAGAGGGCAUGGAGUUUUUGACACUGCUGCAAUUAUAGAUGGGCACCUUUACGAGUUGGACCAACACAUUGAGCGCUUCUUGAGGUCUGCAGUCAUGGCUAAAAUAAAACCUCCACUUGACAAAGAAAGCAUCAGAAGGAUACUAAUACAGACAGUGAGCACAUCCAAGUGCAGAAAAGGUUCACUGAGGUACUGGCUUUCUGCAGGACCGGGCGACUUCCAACUCUCCCCUUUGGGUUGCCAUCAAUCCGCUCUCUAUGCCAUUGUGAUACAAGACCAAUCACCACAAGACGAUCACAAGGGUGUUAAAGUCAUUACCUCAUCCAUCCCAAUAAAACCCCCACAGUUUGCUGUGAUGAAGAGCGUGAAUUAUCUCCCUAAUGUGCUUUCAAAGAUGGAAGGAGAGGAGAACAGCGCAUAUGCAGCAAUAUGGUUGGAUGGGGAUGGGUUUGUGGCAGAAGGGCCCAACAUGAAUGUCGCUUUCGUUACAAAGGAAAAAGAGCUUCUCAUGCCCGACUUUGAGAAAAUUCUCCGCGGACUUACUGCUAAACGGGUUUUGGCUCUUGCUGAGGAUUUGGUAAAAACGGGCGAAUUAUGCUCCAUAAGGGUAAAGAAAGUGAGUGUUGAGGAGGGAAAGAGAGCUGGUGAGAUGAUGCUAAUUGGUAGUGGUGUUCUUGUCAAGCCAGUGGUGCAGUGGGAUGACCAGAUCAUAGGUGAUGGUAAAGAAGGCAUAGUAACCCGGGCUUUACGAAAUCUGAUCUUGGAGGACAUGAAGUCUGGUCCAUCCAUCGUCCGGGUUCGUGUUCCUUAUUAAGAACCUUUCCUCCCCAGAAGAACAUGGGCUCAUCUCUGUGGGGGUAUAUACCCCUCUGCAUUAGAACACUUCAAUGUUCUAAACCAGGCUGAAAAUAUAAGAACAUACACUGUGUGGUCUGUGGGGGUGGGGGU
Cuscuta campestris is the source of this 3134-nucleotide messenger RNA. Lineage: Eukaryota; Viridiplantae; Streptophyta; Magnoliopsida; Solanales; Convolvulaceae. The record is from the annotation of a GenBank genome assembly.